Molecule: messenger RNA, 1977 nt
Organism: Penicillium nucicola
Lineage: Eukaryota; Fungi; Ascomycota; Eurotiomycetes; Eurotiales; Aspergillaceae
Product: putative MFS transporter Fmp42
Exons: 3
Coding region: 1-1977 (658 amino acids)
Biological process (GO): transmembrane transport
Cellular component (GO): fungal-type vacuole membrane
Molecular function (GO): transmembrane transporter activity
Source: RefSeq, a predicted model, not a curated record
AUGUCCCUCCCCCGUAUCUCCUUCCUUGAAGGAUGGGAGCGCAACCCCGCCUAUCCCUCCGACGAUGAAGACUACCAGGAUCUGCCCGAGGGGUCUGUGUCGUCCUCCUUCCCCUCCACCUAUAGCAGACUGAACUUCAAUCCGUAUGCGGGUCCGGGCUGGAACGAGAGACCAGAAGAUCACGACGAUCGAUCCACCUUCUUGGGUUUGUCGCCGACAACUACGCGCGAGGGACGUGCUUCGCCCGCGCCGGUGUCUGCCCCCGAAGUACCAGAGCCACAUGAGCCCGUACACGUAGAGGUGCAAGCGCAUAAGGAACCAUGGGCGGAUACCACGGGUGCUUAUGAAGUGAGCGCAGCGAGGAGAAUUGCUCAGGUCUGUACCGCGGUUGUAUACUGUUUCUUGGCAGCCGGUGUUGUGUUCGGAUUUGCAGCUAUCAAGCCGGUUCUCAUUCGCGAGAAUGUAUACCGCAACCUUUGUACAGAGGCGGAGCUUGAAGAAGGGGUGGAUGUAUGCGAUAGACAGGAAAUCAGGUUGAACCUGAUGUUCACCAUCGCGGCGGUUGUGACCAAUGUCUCGGCCCUGCCUGUAGGAACCAUCCUAGACGCAUAUGGUCCACGCGUGAGUGGAAUUAUCGGCAGUGUUUGUCUUGCCGUUGGAGCACUGCUCUUUGGAACAGCACACAAAUUGCCAUUCGAUGGAUACAUCCCUGGAUAUCUAUUCCUUGCCUUGGGUGGACCAUUCGUGUUCAUCACAUCAUUCCAUCUAUCAAAUACGUUCCCAGCACGAUCAGGUCUCAUUCUGUCCAUGCUGACAGGCGCAUUCGAUGCCUCGAGUGCCCUAUUCCUGAUCUUCCGCCUUCUAAACGAACACACCGACGGCCUCGUAUCAAUCACCAAUUUCUUCGCCGUCUACCUCAUCGUCCCGGUGUUCAUCAUCAUAGCGCAAAUCUUCAUCAUGCCAGCAAACUCCUACAAGACAGCAGGCCAGCUAGUCCAACAUGCCGAAGAACAAGUCGUAGACGAAACAAACGACCACAUAGACGAUAACAUUACCGACCAAGACGAACGCGAACGUCUCCGCAAAGAUAGACGCCUCCGCCGCCAAACAAUCGUCAACCAAAUCCAAAGCCUCCUAGACGACGGCACUGCAUCCAUCGUCUCAGCCACAACAAUCGACGACACAGUCUUCCACAUCGACCCCCACCGCUCCCAACCCUCGAAACCAUCUCCCCCACUCCAACCCAACCCCCAACACCAGCCUUCCCAAGGCGGCGUCUGGGGCGUCCUCCACGGCCGCAGUGCCCUAAACCAACUCCGCACGCCAUGGUUCGCCCUGAUCACAGCAUUCACCGUCCUAAUGAUGCUGAGAAUCAACUACUUCGUCGCAACCCUCCGCAGCCAAUACAGCUUCCUCCUCACGCCCCACACUGCCAAAUCAAUCAACACCUUCUUCGACAUCGCCCUUCCAAUCGGCGGUCUCCUCUCCGUGCCGUUUAUCGGAACUUUCCUCGAUACCUUCCAAACCCGAACAGUCCUCUUCAUCCUAGUUUCCACGGCCACUGCUAUUGGAAUCUUAGGCUGUAUUCCAGAUAGUUUGCCAGCUGCUUAUGGGAAUAUCAUUCUCUUCGUGCUGUACAGACCGUUCUAUUAUACUGCUGUCUCGGACUACGCGGCCAAGGUCUUUGGCUUUCAGACUUUCGGUAAGGUAUACGGUCUUGUGAUCUGUUUGGCUGGUGUGGGCAAUUUCGCGCAGGCCGGUUUGGAUGGGCUUACGCUUAUUGUUUUCGGGGGAGAUCCUAUCCCGGUUAAUGUUGUGCUUACGCUUCUUGUUGCCCUUGUUGGUGGGGGGCUUGUUGGCUUUGUUUGGGUCAUGACGAAUGUCUUGGAGAGGGAGAGGGUUGAUGCUGCGCAGAGUGGACACGGGGAGAGAGCCCCUUUGCUGCGUGAGACUGAAGGAAGGAAUUAUGGUGUUUAA